CAAACAGAAAAAAAUGCCACUUUCAGACACCAUUAAAAACAUGGAAGCAUAUAGUCUCGUCACAGACGACGUCAUUGAUCGCAUUCGUUUUGAAAAUUUCAAAGAUAAAAAAUUCAAGGAAGCUAAAACGAUAAUUAAUAGAAUAUUCAGACGUGAUUUGUAUAAAUGUGUCGUAGAGAGGACAGUUGCAAGGGUAGAGAAGUGUAGAGAAAGCAGAGUCUAUCAAGAUAGAAUUGAGAAAUGGGACAUCCACAUUGAGCCAAUUGUAUUCAGUUAUGGAGCUCAAAGGAAAAACCCUAUGGACAAAGUUCUCUUUGAUAUCGGAGGUACCGAAGUGAACCCAACUGAAGAGAAAUCUGCCAUGCUACCUAGAGUCUUUGAGGAAACUUACUUACGCAUGUACUGGAAAAAAUCCUCUGUAAAAGGGAAUGGAUUCGAAGACGCAAAAAAUUGGUUUAAAAAUCUAAAAGAAUUCAAAUUGGCUGGAAAGCGGUAUCAUCUCCGUCUCAAACCAAAGCAAAAGAAAGUACGGCGACUUGGUGCCAAGAACAAAGGGACUAGGCAUACACCGCGCCAUCGACAAAGGGAAAACUAACUCUGUAUAGUUUCAAUUGGUUCUUGUGCAACAUUUCAUCCGUCUUUGAUUGUCUUGAGUA
Saccostrea cuccullata (small rock oyster) is the source of this 656-nucleotide messenger RNA. RefSeq lists its product as uncharacterized. Bases 14 to 595 code for a protein of 193 amino acids. Gene Ontology annotation, cellular component: nucleus. NCBI's taxonomy places the organism in Eukaryota, Metazoa, Mollusca, Bivalvia, Ostreida, Ostreidae. Gene Ontology annotation, molecular function: dGTPase activity. Gene Ontology annotation, biological process: dGTP catabolic process. The transcript has 5 exons. The record is from RefSeq and is a predicted model, not a curated record.